Molecule: messenger RNA, 1133 nt
Organism: Drosophila persimilis
Lineage: Eukaryota; Metazoa; Arthropoda; Insecta; Diptera; Drosophilidae
Product: probable enoyl-CoA hydratase
Exons: 2
Coding region: 1-978 (325 amino acids)
Source: RefSeq, a predicted model, not a curated record
AUGAUUAGAAUUGUUUAUAAACUGUUUCCACGCGUAAACUGUUCAAAUUCAGCCAGAAGGAGUAUUUGUUUAACAGCUGCUAGGCAUGUGGAAGAAAGCAAGGACAGUGGUGACGCUCCCACAGUGCUCGUAGAGAAGGAUUCUCAUAUAACAUUGAUCGGCCUGAAUCGGGAACAAAAGCGCAACUCCAUCGAUGCACUUACUGCACAAAAACUGGGCGAAGCCAUAAGCCAGUUCGAGGCGGAUGAUACGUCUCCCGUGGGCGUGUUGUACGGCAUUGGUGGCUCCUUCUGUGCCGGCUAUGAUCUGGAGGAACUCCAAGCAGAGGCGGAUCGAGGCAGCCUGAACUUUCUGUUGCGUCAUGAGGGUUCUGUGGGACCCACACGGCGGCAUCCACGCAAACCCAUUGUGUGUGGCAUUAGCGGCUUCUGUGUGGCCGGUGGCCUGGAGCUGGCCCUGCUGUGUGACCUCCGAGUGAUGGAAGACACAGCUGUUCUGGGUUUCUUCAAUAGACGCCUGGGCGUCCCGAUUAGCGAUGGCGGCACAGUGCGUCUGGCCGCCGCAGUGGGCUUCUCGAAUGCCCUGGAUAUCAUUGAAACGGGUCGACGUGUCUAUGCCCGUGAGGCGCUGCGCAUAGGCCUGGUGAAUCGAAUCGUUGCCACGGGCACAGCCCUUGGUCAGGCCGUAAAUUUAGCCUUCUCGAUUGCCAAAUUUCCCAUGGGUUCGCUGAUGCACGACCGAAACGCUGUGCUGGAGAAUGCGAAUGCCUAUAACCGUCCCGGUUUCUAUGCCGGCACUUACAAUGAAGUCAUGAAUGUGACAUCCGAAAUGGUCACGGACAUGCAAGAGGGCGUGAGGCGAUUCAAGACCUCUGAGGAAAAGGGACCCAAAACCGACUCGUGGCACAUCAAGGAGAAAACCAUUCCAGAUUGGGAGAAGGCCGAGAUCGAACUGGAGAAGCAAUUUAAAAAGACGUGAUACGAGCAGAAUCUGUAUAUAGCUGGGAUAUUUUCAUAUCUUAUUUCAUGGUGCAAUAUUUAGGUUGUGUUUACACGAUAUCUGAUAUAUUUAUGUUGUUAUUUUUAUAAAACGAAAGCCUUUAUUCACGUAAAAUACAUUUAUUUAAUGAUGUA